GGUGGUGGGUGGCUGGGUUACAAUAAACAAGUUUUCAGAUGAGCCUUCCCAAUAUAAUGUCGAAAGGGAAUUCUGUUUCCAUUAAGCUCACUGUGAAAAGCGCCGUUGAAGUGUGGCCGCGUGGGAUACAAAGUAUUUCUGUUAGAAUAAAAAAUAAAUCAAUACAGAAUGUCAUUAAAGCUCUCCACGAGGCCUUCGUUCACCAACUGAAUUUCUAUCUCUCUCUCUCCAAAUCUCGUGGAUGCGAAACGAAGGAAACGAACAGAAGCACCAGCGCAAACACGAAGCUAAAGCUGCAACUCCUAUCCUCUCUUUAAUGCUGGAAACACCAGGCGCUGUUGCGGUUACGCUUUCGCUCAGGCCUUAACGUUUCUUCAAUUUCCUCUGUCUAUCCCUCUCAUUCGACAGAGCUAAGAGACAACACAAUCAGGAGAUCUCUCCUUGUUCCACUCCACUCGUUACUUUCAUGCUCCAACGUGAAAAUUUAUAGGGAGCUCUAAGGAUUGCUUUAUGGAUGCUGAGGCCUGAAAUUUUUUAGCAGCAAGUUAUAAGAAAUAAAUAAAAAAUGGCUCCAGCAAGCAAGGCUGAUAAGAAGGCUGCAGUAGAUGCAGCCGCAUGGAUGUUCAACGUCGUCACUUCAGUUGGGAUUAUCAUCGUCAAUAAAGCCUUAAUGGCUACAUAUGGCUUUAGUUUCGCUACAACAUUAACCGGUUUGCAUUUUGCCACCACAACCUUGAUGACGGUUGUUCUUAGGUGGCUGGGAUACAUUCAAGCUUCACACUUACCUUUAUCAGAGCUUCUGAAAUUUGUCCUCUUUGCUAACUUCUCUAUAGUGGGGAUGAAUGUCAGUCUAAUGUGGAACUCAGUCGGAUUCUAUCAGAUUGCAAAGCUAAGCAUGAUCCCUGUUUCCUGCUUUUUGGAAGUUGUUUUGGACAAGAUUCGAUAUUCAAGAGACACAAAGCUCAGCAUAUUAGUUGUUCUCCUUGGUGUUGCUGUCUGCACUGUCACUGAUGUGAGUGUAAACACCAGAGGUUUUAUUGCUGCGUUUAUUGCAGUCUGGAGCACUUCUAUGCAGCAGUAUUAUGUGCAUUUUCUACAACGGAAGUAUUCACUUGGUUCUUUCAAUCUAUUGGGGCACACCGCACCUGCCCAAGCUGCAUCUCUGCUGUUAUUAGGCCCCUUUUUGGAUUAUUGGUUGACAAACAAAAGAGUUGACAUGUUUGAUUAUAAUAUAGCAUCUGUGACAUUUAUAACCCUUUCAUGCACCAUCGCUGUGGGAACCAACCUCAGCCAGUUCAUCUGCAUUGGCAGGUUCACAGCUGUUUCAUUUCAAGUUCUUGGCCAUAUGAAGACGAUUCUUGUUUUGAUCCUUGGAUUCUUCUUCUUUGGAAAAGAGGGUCUGAAUGUACACGUAAUUGUUGGUAUGGUGGUGGCUGUUGUUGGAAUGAUUUGGUACGGGAAUGCAUCAUCUAAGCCUGGCGGAAAGGAGCGUCGAAGCCAUUCAAUUCCCUCCAGCAAACAGCAAAAACAUGGUAGUUUAUCCGAAUCCACUGAACUUGAUGGAAAGGUCUAAAGCAUUCUCGAACCACAAGUCUUGUGUACCAGGGUGUAGCUGAUUCCAGGAUAUUCUUAACCAUCCCAUCAGAGAUUAGAAACCCGCCCAUUCCUUCUAAUUAUGUCACUCAUUUCUGUUUUUUGUUUUUUUCCAAGAAAAGAAAGUUUUUGCUAUGAACUUCUCAAAGGGAAUGGGUGCUCUGGUUAGGUGUUAGAUUCCCAGAAAUUUUUCCUUGUUUUAUGAUGGUAAUUUAUAGCGGUUAAUUUUUGCCUUUAACAUUAUUCAUUUUUGUUUUUUAUUUGUGUCUCGACAAGAGUCUGCUGGUGCUUUUGACCAGGAGUUAAAUGAUUGACACUAUAGGGAUAUCUCCAUUCCUGAAUUAUUUUGGUUGUGGUUCCAUUUGGAAUGUGGAAGUAGUCUGAAAGAGUUUGUUUUUGUUUGGUUGUCAAGAAAUUAUAAUAAAAAAAUAGUUUUUUUCUUUAAA
Messenger RNA from Malania oleifera, 2039 nucleotides. Its product is annotated as UDP-rhamnose/UDP-galactose transporter 6. The record is from RefSeq and is a predicted model, not a curated record. The coding region runs from base 566 to 1573 and encodes 335 amino acids. NCBI's taxonomy places the organism in Eukaryota, Viridiplantae, Streptophyta, Magnoliopsida, Santalales, Ximeniaceae. The transcript has 6 exons. Gene Ontology annotation, cellular component: Golgi apparatus. Gene Ontology annotation, molecular function: UDP-galactose transmembrane transporter activity; antiporter activity.